UAAGUUCGAAAACAGAUCAUGUGACUCUUCAAGUGCUUAUGUCUCUCACACAACCCCAGCCAGUUGUCUCUAUGUCAUCCAGUGCACAUUUCAGAGAUUUCUGCGUAUACUGGUCACUUAUAUAUAUGCACACUCAUAUCAUCCCACCAAAGCCAAAACAAGUCCACUCAUCCUCUCAUAUCAAUUCCUUACUUUCCUCUCUCGUUGCUUUUUGAUCUUCAUCACCUUUCCAGAAACAUUUCAUACUAGUUAGAUAGCCAUGGUUAUUCGAUUGCCCAGUAUUAUGCAUGCUAAGAACAUUCUCAGACGAUCAAACUCAUUUGGAAAGCAAGUACCAAAAGGCUAUAUUGCAAUAUAUGUUGGAGAGUGUGAAAGGAGGCGCUUUGUAAUUCCCAUAUCAUUUUUGAACCAGCCUUCAUUUCAAGAAUUGCUACGUAGAGCUGAGGAAGAAUUUGGAUUUGAUCAUCCAAUGGGUGGUCUCACAAUUCCCUGCAGCGAAGACAUCUUCAAUGAUCUCGCUUCUCGCUUACAUGAAUUGUGAUAUGGCGCCACUAAGAUAAAACAGCUGUGACAAUUUUGUAUAUCUAUGAAAAAUUCUUUCUUUCUUUCUUUAGGCAAAAGAAGAUAUGGGGAAUGUCCAUCCACUAAAGAUGUUACAAGUAGAAAUACCAUAGUCCCUCUCACAUUCUCUGGAGAAAUGUCAAAAUUGAGUUAACUUUUUGUUGAAAGUAAUCCUCUUUAGUUUUUA
This is a messenger RNA of Quercus robur (English oak), 748 nucleotides long. Its product is annotated as auxin-responsive protein SAUR24-like. The transcript has a single exon. Gene Ontology annotation, biological process: response to auxin. The record is from RefSeq and is a predicted model, not a curated record. The coding region runs from base 260 to 541 and encodes 93 amino acids. Lineage: Eukaryota; Viridiplantae; Streptophyta; Magnoliopsida; Fagales; Fagaceae.